Molecule: messenger RNA, 382 nt
Organism: Trametes versicolor FP-101664 SS1
Lineage: Eukaryota; Fungi; Basidiomycota; Agaricomycetes; Polyporales; Polyporaceae
Exons: 4
Coding region: 143-382 (79 amino acids)
Source: RefSeq, a predicted model, not a curated record
GAUCCAAGCUUUCUAUAUCUUUGCUGCUCUUGAGGCGCCAUCUAAGACCCGACAGGCAUUCAGAAAGUACCACUGGCAUAUCCAGACGCGGAUGGCCCGCGAGUAAGCUGCUUUACCCCAUCCCACACCGCACAUCAUCACGAUGCCGUAUACCCUCGAUCAUUUUCAACACUUGCAACAUUCUGGAGUGGCCCCGGAUGUCGUUAGAAUGCCCGAGGACCAACUUGGACUUGUUGUACACAGGUCUGACUGGGCAUUGGAACGCAAGGCAAACGUGUUCGUAUGGUGGCCUACCGGAGAGCUCAUUGCCUGUUUCAAUGACGCUGUCACUCCGGUUACAGUGCAGACGCUACUUCGCUGGCUAGACGGGGAUAUCGGAUAG